CGCGUGUUCGGGGGCGCCAUCUGGGCGGCGCUGCUGGGCGCCGUGCUGGCGUACGCGCUGGCGUGGCGCGUGGUGGCGCGCGAGUCGCUGGCGGCGAGCGUGGCCGCGGCGCUGCGCGCCUUCUCCUCGUGCGGGGGCCCGCCGCAGCUCCGUGUCGCGUCGACGCCGCAGCGACUGCAGCUGGCCAGCGUGCUGCUCACCUCUGCUGUCAUCGUCGCUAGCGUAUAUCAGGGCCGCCUCUUCGCUUUGCUAACUGGUCCAGAGACAUGCCCAACAGUGAACACAUUUGAAGACUUGAAAAAACUGGAAAUACCAGUAGCAAGCUACGAUGAAUUAUCUGUUCAAUUACUUUCUCUCUUCAAAGAAAAAUAUGUGAAUAUUAAAAAAACAAACAUUGAAUUCGAUGAAAUAAAUACAGUUUUCAGAGUGAGAAAGCCACUUGCAGUCCCUAUAACGAAAACAAUGCGACCGCUCUGGAAGAAAAAGGAAAUGGGUGGUGAAAAAGUUAAUGUCAUGAAAGAUAACCUUGGUUUACGUCUCCAAUCCUGGACUACAUCGAGAAGUUGGCCAUGGAAUGACGUCAUCAGUCUUCUGACUCUACACUUGGACGCCGGAGGUUUGCGAGAUUUUUGGAUGACUAAUUACACCCUAGAGUACGAGGCAUUGCUGAGAUACAACGGGAUGACUGAAGGAGGAGUCGACAGAGUUCCACAAGUUCUGCAAAUAGGAGAUAUUACAUUGCCCUUUAUCGUCCCCUUCGUGGGGCUGCUGGCGUCAGCGGGCUGCCUCUUCUCAUUGGUAGCUGAUCCAGAGACCUAUCCAACAGUGAACACAUUUGAAGACUUGGAAAAACAGGAAAUACCUAUAGCAAGCUACGACGAUUUAUCUGUUCAAUUACUUUCUGUUGUCAAAGAGAAAUAUGUGAAUAUUAAAGAAAAAAACAUUGAAUUUGAUGAAAUAAGUACAGUUUUAAGAAUGAGAAAGCCACCUGUAGUUCCUAUAACAAAAACACGGCGGCUCAUCUGGAGGAAAAAUGAAAUAGGUGGUCAAAAAGGUCAUGUCUUGAAAGAUAACCUUGGUAUACAUCUCCAAUCCUGGACUACAUCGAGAAGUUGGCCAUGGAAUGACGCCAUUAGUCUUAUGACACUCUACUUAGACGCCGGCGGUUUGCGAGACUUUUGGAUGAUCAACUACACUCUAGAGUACGAGGCAUUGUUGAGAUUCAACGAGAUGGCUGAAGGAGGUCUCCACAAAGGUCCGGAAGGUUUGCCACUAGGGGACAUUGCGUCCCCCUUCAUCGUCCUCCUCGGGGGGCUGCUGGCGUCGGCGGUUGUCCUUGUCGUAGAGAUGAGACUCGGCAUCGAAGAUGACUUUUAUUUACAAAUUAUCAGACUUGUUCAUUUGUUCACGAUUUGUUUGUUUGUGCCUGAUUUUGAACGUUGCAAUCUCAAAAAGAAA
This is a messenger RNA of Gryllus bimaculatus (two-spotted cricket), 1458 nucleotides long. Lineage: Eukaryota; Metazoa; Arthropoda; Insecta; Orthoptera; Gryllidae. The record is from the annotation of a GenBank genome assembly.